AUAGCCACCCAAUAUAACAAAGCAAUUACGCUUCAAAUGGUUGCAUUUCCUUCAACAACCGGUUUUUUUUUUUUUGGGUGUCUCACUUUUUCGCUCACUGAUCACUCACCUUUUUAAUUUUUGCUUAUUCUAUUUCUUCUGUUGGUUUUUUAAUGAAGAAAUGAGAGACAGAAUGGAAAGAUUUGUUGUUCUUCCCUUCUCAGUUGGUUGUGUCUCUGAAUCAAGUGUGGCUGUAGCUGUGCAGCCACCUAGAAGAUCAAAGCCUGCAGAUACCAAUUCAACUGCAACAAGAAAACGAGAGGAAGACGAAGAAAGUUUAUCGAGUGAAAGCAUGAAGUAUUCAUUGAAAUUCCUACCUCUUCCAAAGCCUGACAUAUCAACUGGAUUUCAUAGGCUGUUCAAGAGUUUCAAGACUUUGUCACAAUUGUUUGCCUACAAGGAAGAGAUGGAAGACUCGGAGGAAGAUAUGGAAAUAGGAUUCCCAACAGAUGUAAAACAUGUGGCACACAUAGGAUUGGAUGAUUCUGCAUCUACCAGCACCAGCAUGGGCAGCUGGGACAAUCUUCUCUCUCCUCAACAGCUGUUCACUUUCCCCUCUGUUCCUUCGGGUCAGUGUGAACUCCCCAUGGAAACACAUGCAGCAGCUGGCUCGCCCCUUGUUCAUGCUUCUACUUAGACAAAAAAAAAAAAGCUUAAGAGAUCAUGAUUGUUUUACUGGUGAAACAAGAUUGUCUUUAUCAGAAUGGAUAAUAGUGGGUAUUGCUAAUGAUAAUUAGAUAUAUUUAAGUGUCAAAGAAAUGGUUAAAAUUGAAAUGAAAUUUUUUUCUUCCCUUGUUUGUUUUAUAGUUGUUACAAAGUUCCAUGAUUGGUGUAUAAAGAUUAUAAGUGAUAAGAGAAAUUUCACUGUUUUGUAAUUAUAUGGUAUUAGGAAAAAAAAUCAGCAUUAAUAUUUGAAAAUUAUGA
Messenger RNA from Durio zibethinus, 963 nucleotides. Its product is annotated as CRIB domain-containing protein RIC4-like. The record is from RefSeq and is a predicted model, not a curated record. NCBI's taxonomy places the organism in Eukaryota, Viridiplantae, Streptophyta, Magnoliopsida, Malvales, Malvaceae.